GGACGGUAUUUGCAUCGCGCAUUCGCGCCGGUCUGGCCAAUCUCUAGUUCUCUACUGCACGGUGACCGAUCAACGACAGUCGACAGUUGCAGUGCAGCCGGUGAGCUUAGAUGACGCGCGUCCCCUAAAAGCAGGAUCUGGCAUAAGGCUACGUGCUGGUUUACAGUUACAGCUCAGGCUUACCAUUUCUUUAACCAAUUCGCUUCUUGUUCUUUAAAAGUUCAGAGUUCAAGAGUUCAGUUUAGAGAGAGAGAGGGGGAGAGUGAUUUGCCGACUUGCCAGUUGCCGCACAAAGCUCCUCUAGCACCUCUGUGUGGCCGACUUGUCCCCGGUAUCACCAAGUCUGCAGGCCUCCCCAGUCGUCGCCGGCGAGGGAACGCGCCGCCCGUGACGCCGCGGGUUGUUGGCGCCGGCGUUGAGGCCACAAGCGCGCCAGCAUCAGGUGAUUUAUCAGUUUUUGGUUCUCUUCUUCGGUUUUGCUGGUUCUUGGGCUUCUAGGCCCCAAAGAUCACCUCCGCCCCCCUCCUCCUCCUCCUCCUCCUCUCUCUCUCUCCUGGGUUAGAAGACGCUCUUUUCUUACGGCGGCGCCAAAGUGGUGUUCGACCAGAUGGGAGCGAUGUGCGUCGGCUAUUCGCCCCUUUCUGGUGCGGUCAGGUUUGCCGUAUGUUUCAUGUGAUCUAUUGAACUGGAUUUUCGAGCGUCGUGCUGGUUGAUCUUGUUAUUGUAAGUUCUUAUGAAUGUUUGAGGCAUGAGGAUAUGUAAUUAGUGGAGUCCGUACGGUGAGUUGCCUCUGCAAAAAAAAAAGGUUAGGUGCCAACUUUCUGCAAUUUCUUCACUAUCUUUGAUUUCAUCACCCUUUUGUGUGCAGCUCUGUUGCAUUGAUUAGCUAAAUUCUUGUUCAUUGGCACCUCGUGCAAAUCUAGUUUAGGUGGGCUGGAUAGAGGGGAUGCAUUUUGAUACGGUAGAUUGAUUACCCAUUCCACUUUCUUGUUUGCUGGAGCUGGUGUACUUCUUUCAUUUUGCAUCUCAAAGGAAAGAAGGAAAGUACCGUGCUUGUGCAUGGCUGGUAUACGAUAGGUGGAUACUGGAUAAUAAUGUUGUUAGUUCACUGUUUUCAUUAGGAAUUGUUAAAACUUAAAAUGGACUAUCUAGUUUAGUUUUAUUCCACAAUCAAGCACUAUCAUGAAGUGGAAAAUUUUCUUAAUUUGAUGAUAAAAACACAGAAAUUUAACGAAAACAACAAUUUGCCUGGUGAAGAUAAGACUAUAAGAGUGCACUAUUCCUUUUUUUUGUAAAAUCAAGUAGACUUUAAGCAAAGGUUGUUCUUUGUUUUAUGCUCAAGUACUAUAUAUUCCCUUACCCCACUAGACAUGUUUUAUAAUAGCUUGGCAAGUUGACCGUUUAACUCCGGAAUAAACACUAUGUUAUUUAAACAGUGCUAAUAAUGUGAGAGGUAGAGGCAAACCUGUACCUAAUGAAGUGUUUUUUUACAGCCAAUGUGUACCAGUAAGUGGGCCUAUCUAUGAUUACACAAUAAUGACCACGAGGGGCCAUGGGGACCUCACAGGUGAUUCAAUCCUGAAGGCAUCAACUAUGUUCAAUUUUCAAGAAAUGUCUUGCUGUUUUACGUGUGCGACGGGCAUGGAACGAAAUAAUGAAAACGAAGGUGACCAGUUUUGAGGAAGCAAGGUGAGGAUUUUUUCCUACAGUGAGAUGAGGAAAGCUACGCAUGAUUUUAGUGGAGCAAACAAGAUUGGCGAGGGCGGUUUCGGCUCCGUUUUCAGGGGGAAGCUUAAAGAUGGAACGAUCGUCGCGGUGAAAGUCCUUUCUGCUAAUUCAAGGCAGGGUGUUCGAGAGUUCGUAACCGAACUUACAGCAAUUUCAGAUAUCGUGCAUGAAAACCUAAUUACAUUGGUUGGUUGCUGUGCCGAAGGGUCCCAGAGGAUUCUUGUGUACAAUUAUCUCGAGAACAAUAGUCUUUCAUAUACACUUCUAGGUUCGGGCCGGAGCAACAUUCGGUUCAACUGGAGAGCCCGUGUCAAGAUUGCUGUAGGCGUUGCUCGUGGGCUUGCUUAUCUUCACGAUGGAAUUCGGCCCCCUAUAAUUCAUCGAGAUAUAAAGGCGAGCAACAUUCUCCUUGACAAGGACCUCACCCCAAAGAUCUCUGAUUUCGGGCUGGCAAGGCUCCUCCCCCCAAACGCAACUCAUGUGAGCACUAGGGUUGCAGGAACAAUAGGAUACCUGGCUCCUGAAUACGCUGUGAGGGGGCAAGUGACGAAGAAAUCGGAUAUCUAUAGUUUCGGCGUUUUGCUACUGGAAAUUGUUGCUGGUAGAUGUAACUACAACAGUAGAUUGCCUCAGGGAGACCAGUUUCUGCUUGAGAAGACAUGGGCAUACUACGUGCAGGGAAAGCUAGAGAAGGUCAUAGACGCCGAAGCAGGGGAGGACCUGAACGUCGAGGAGGCAUGCCGUUUCUUGAAGGUUGGCCUACUAUGCGCCCAAGACGCGAUGAAGCUGCGUCCGAACAUGGCCAGCGUCGUCCUGAUGCUGAUAGGAGAGAAGGGAAUCUCCGUGGACAGGAUCACCAAGCCAGCCGUGAUCGGUGACCCGUACCUCGACCGGAGGCCAAGCAACGCAGACUCUACCACGAUGAAGUCCUUCGCCACGACCGAAGCUUUAACGUCAUCAGAGGCAAACACGGAGUGGUCUCUGUGAUGGGGGGAAAAAACGUCAUCAUCGAUGGAGAUUUGUUUUUGUGGAUGCUGCAGUUGCCAAACAAAUACCGCAUCGCUUCUGUUGAUUAUGUUUGUUUGUUAUUUUUGUGUGUGUGUAUAUAUACUUGAAAUGGAACCACGGGAGUGAAACGAGGAUUGAAUAUGCUUUACCCAUCUUUGGUACAAGUAGAAUCGUUUGUGUUUCUAUCAUAUUCACUCUCUUUUUUUUUCUUCUGGAACAUGUAUGUUAUCUUUUCA
Messenger RNA from Zea mays, 2972 nucleotides. RefSeq names its product putative protein kinase superfamily protein. Gene Ontology annotation, molecular function: protein kinase activity; ATP binding. NCBI's taxonomy places the organism in Eukaryota, Viridiplantae, Streptophyta, Magnoliopsida, Poales, Poaceae. The transcript is spliced from 7 exons. The coding region runs from base 1714 to 2715 and encodes 333 amino acids. The record is from RefSeq and is a predicted model, not a curated record. Gene Ontology annotation, biological process: protein phosphorylation.